AUGCAGUCGGACAACCCUCCGGCAAACGCGUCGAUCGUCCGAGAUUUUGAAGCCGCAUACCACGCCAUCCGGGGCUCCCUCGGAUUGCAAGAUCUCAAGGGAAUAGAGCAAGCUCUUCGAGUCACUGCAGCAUCCAUCCUAGAGGAUCUCCGCGCUCGCAUCAACUCCUACUCCCCCUUCUCCCGGAUACCUGCGGAAAUCAUCAGCGAGAUAUUCCUCCACUCAGUCUACAGACCCGACAGGAGGGCAUCGAGUCAGAUAUGGCAGGAGCAGGCCGAACACAUCGCAACUCUGCUCCCUCUGACACAUGUCUGCCAGAGUUGGCGACGAGUGGCCCUUCAACUCCCGGCUCUGUGGACCGACAUCGACUGUCAUAGCCGCGGCCAGUAUCUAGCCUUCAAGGAACGGUCUCGAGAGCUUGGCGUGUCGCUAGUGGUCAACUAUCGCGAUGUUUCCCGUAUCUGCAGACCUAGGUUCGCGUUGGGCAACGCCGCCCGUAUCAGCAACAUGGCCAUAGAAGAAGUCGUGUCCUCCCUGAUCCAUCGCAUCCAGCGACUCGACAUAGAGCUGGAGUGUCCGGAGCUGGAACCUCCGCCAUGGCUGUUCACGACAUCGGCUCCCCGCAUGGAGUGUCUCAAUCUUGUCAUCGAAUGCAGUGACUCCUACUCCCUGGACAGCGGUUGGCCCGGGACCCCGCCGGAAAAGAGUUUACUCUUCCGGGAUCAAAUCUCGUCGUUACGGGCUCUUUCUCUCUCCGGACUCUUCAAGUGGAUACCCGUCAACAGCUUCCCGGACCUCACGCACUUCUCUCUCUCUUGCGAGAAUUGCCACAUGGCUAUGGUCCUCGAUGUGGUACUCGCCGCGACGCCGCGUCUUGAGAUCCUCCAUUUGUCCAGGGCCAGCGUCACAACAGCAACACUAUUCCCAUCGUCGCGCCCCCGUUUGCCAUUCCUGCGCUCGGUCUCGUUCAGCGAGUCGUUUCCAUCCGCCUUACAGAUCGUCUAUUUCGUCGACAUUCCCGCUUCCACUCCUAUCCGCAUGGUGACAUCGUCCAUCGAUCCCCACUCGGUGCUGGACCUCAAGGACGUCCCCGCAGUUCGUGAUGCAACCGACCUCACAGUGCGAGUCUCCCGUCCACUGGAAGAUGUCGAGUUCAUCCUCGAGGGCGCCUGUGGGUUCCUGCUCCAGGGACAAACCGAGGACGCGACCGAGAACGCGCAUGUAUGGACCCACACUCAGCUCGGACGGCUUCACGACGCCCCCCUCUCUGGGCUCGUCAACUUCCUGCUCGACGUCCCCUUUGUCGACGUACAGACACCCAUCGCUCUUCUCCACCACAUGCCUCGCCUCGACACGCUCCGGAUUCGCCUAUCGUCGCCACCCCCGUUCGGAACGUUGGCCGACGACAUUGACAUCGACGUCCAAGACCUCGCGUCUCCGGUCGAGAAGCUUCGCGCGCUCGGUCGCGCGCUCGUCGGAGCCGGCGACGACGGGUUGACCUGGGCGCCGCUCUGCCCCGUCCUGACCUCGCUCACGGUCGGCUCAAACCUGGACCCGGAGGGCAGCGAGUUCAGCGGGGCGCUUGCCACGUUCGCAGACGCCCUCGCCGAGCUCCUCGACGGGCGCGCGCGCGCCGGCUGCCCGCUCGAAGCACUCACCGUGCAGCCAGUCAGGCACGCGUCCGAGCCUGAGGACGACGAGGUGGAGAGGGAGCUCGGGGCGCCGUGGGAGAGGUUGGUUGCGCUGACGCGUCGGUUCGAGCAGCUCGAGGUGGUGCCGCCGGGGACGGAGCUCCUGGAGAAACCGUGCCUCGCGGGGUUCUGGGAUGUUGAAGACAUGCGCCGCGUUGCCCACAAACAUAUUCCUGUCGACAGCCCGGUCGACGUGUGGCCACCGAACAAGAUACGCCCCUGUAGGGUUCAAACGUCGCCUCCGUUGCGAUUGAAGUGCACGCCCCCGCGAGAAUCCGACCAUACGACCAUCGCCCCGUCGACUACCGAAGGUAGCUUGCCUCCGAAUGGCCCCGACAGUGUCUCUCCGGUGGCGGUGUCCACAACGCAGAACUGCGGGGCAGCGCCGGCCGGAGGACUGCAAUCGGAAGGCCCCGUGGCCGGGUCUUGGACGAAACACAGCGCGCGAGUCCCGUCGGCGGACAAAGCCUUGGGAGUGAGCCCGUGUAGUGGUGACAGCGCCAUCGGAGAUGCGGGCGUGGAGGAUCUAAUCCACCACGAGGGUACCGCCUCUCGUCAGUGCGAGCACAGUGAAGUCGCCGCGCUCGGAGCCGCAUCGAAGAACGGCUUGAUACACAUCUUCUUCCGCGUCGCAACGGUUCCAGCGGUUGACCAGACGGGGGUGAAUUUCUCCUGA
Messenger RNA from Epithele typhae, 2367 nucleotides. RefSeq lists its product as uncharacterized. Bases 1 to 2367 code for a protein of 788 amino acids. The record is from RefSeq and is a predicted model, not a curated record. NCBI's taxonomy places the organism in Eukaryota, Fungi, Basidiomycota, Agaricomycetes, Polyporales, Epitheliaceae. The transcript has 5 exons.